AUCGAAAAAAGAAGACGAACAGGACCAGUGUUUUGGACGUAGUCCGUAUCGUGACGUCAUCAGCAGCAAGCGUUCUGUUGAAAUUUAUAACAACACCAAAUGUUGUCGUGUCAAGCUGCAGGAAUGGGUCAGUCGACAAGCCAUCAAAUGCAGCUUGCUGCGGAUUUUAAAACCGGAUCAGAUGCAUUCAGAAGUCUUGGGGCGGCUGUUCCUCUGGCUGUGGUUGAGGAGGUCUUACUGAAUCUGCCUGCAAAGGAAGUGGUACUGAUCUGUCGUUUGGUGUGUCAUGAGUGGAAGGAGCUGGUGGACAGUGCCGCACACUGGAGAGAGCGCUGUCGGAGAGAGGGGAUCGAGCUCCGCGAUGCGUCCAGACCACCAAACGACUGGCGCCUCUUCUACUUUCUGUCAAAGAAACGACGUAACCUGCUCAAAAAUCCCAGAGCUGAAGAGAAGUUACAUCGAUGGAAGCUGGUUGAGAAUGGUGGAAAUGGCUGGAAAAUAGAAGAGAAUUUUGCACCACUUCCAAAUGACACAAUUGACAAAUGUUUUGCCACCUCUUAUGGGAUGUGUCUAAAAGAACAGCUGAUUGAUUUGAAAAAAGAAGGCUACAGUCCUGCAUUUAUGGAUCACUUGCAGCCUGCUAUUAAAAUAUCAGACUGGUAUGCCCCACGCUGGGAUUGUGGAAGUUUUUACAAGAUCUGCGUAGAGCUGCUUGAUCAGAAGAAGAAACCCAUCAGGACAUUUGACCCUGACCCAGUUUAUUUUGAGCAGUGGAAUGAUCAACAGUGGUGUCCAAUGACACAUGUCUUCAAAGAUUAUGGACGUGGAGUUCAGUUUAUUCGUUUUACUCAUGGAGGGCAGGAUACACAGUACUGGGCAGGCUGGUAUGGAAUACGGGUUAUUAACAGUAGUGUAGAGAUCUGUCCAGCUGCAGAGAGAUGAUUUUUUUAUUCUCACUGUUAUAAAAUCUUCUGUUAUAUCUUAAAAAACACCUUAAAUAUACAGACCAGGGUUUUUCCUGGCUAAAAAUGAGGCUGAGGUGGUGCCUUCCUGAUCUUGUACACACACGCGUAGGCCUACCAUGUCUUUAAGUGGCUUAACCAAAGUGACUUUGAGUUUGACAUAUUAAAAGUUCUAAUAAAAUUAGAUAAAAAUGAUAAUUAUUAAGUUAUAUAAACAUUACUUUUAUUCAACCAAACAGAAAUGUUUUUUUAAUCAAAUAAAGCUUUUUUAUCAUUUCAACUAACUUUUCAGCCCACAAUAGCCAACUGAAUUAACAAUAAUAAUAGUCUUUCUAAAUGAUCAAAGCUCAUUCACAUCUUGCAUUCUCUGUGGUUCACUUUAAAUGAUUCAAGGAUCUCUUAUAUUCGCUAGUGACUGAAAAGUUCAAUAGUUUAAAUGAAUCGGUUCAAAUGAGUCAUUCGUGUGCGAGUCGUUCUGAACGUAAUGUGCGUUCAUACUGACGAACUCGCUGUGUACAGUAUACACUGAUUCAACGAUCCAACUGCACAGCUAAAGACAUUACAAUGAUGUACGUCAUGUUAAUUUAAAAAAUUUCAAGAAAUUAAACGUACUUUGAUGCAAAACAAACUUGUUCUGCAACUCUUUUUAGCGCCUCAGUGUGCUGAUAAUGAAACAGCGCCUCCACUGUGGAGUAAUGUCGCAACUGCAGUUACAAAUAACAGUCUGUUAAAUGCAUGCAGCAUUUCUUGUGAAGACUCGCAACAUAAUUUUGGCGAGAGCCUGAGGCGGCACGACAUUUGACGGAGGCGGCCGCCUCUAAUUUCUCUAUGCAGGAAAAACCCUGCAGACAUGCUCAAAUUUGUUAGUACCCCUCCACAAAAAACAAUUUUCUCUGAAAUAACUUGAAACUGACUAAAGUAAUUGGCAUCCACCAUUGUUUAUUCCAUAUUUAAUAGAAAUCAGACUUUGCUUUUGAUUUUUUUAUUCAACAUAAUAUUGUAAAUAAUAAAACAAAUGAAAAUGUCAUGGACAAAAAUGAUUGGAGCCCUAACCUAAUAUUUUGUUGCACAACCUUGAGAGGCAAUAACUGCAAGCAAACGUUUUCAUAGCUCUCAAUGAGACUUCUGCACCUGUUAACAGGUAGUUUGGCCCACUCUUCCUGAGCAAACUGCUCCAGCUGUCUCAGGUUUGAUGGGUGCCUUCUUCAGACUACAAGUUUCAGCUCUUUACAUAGAUGUUCGAUAGGAUUCAAGGGGAAGUUCACCCGAAAAUCAACUUUGUGUGAUUUUUUACUCAUCCACACGACGUUAAACAUGUUUAGAGAACUUCCGGCGUCUUCGGAGCACAAAUAGAGAUAUUUAGGUGACAUCCGAGAGAUUUCCAGGCCUGUCUUGUCAGUGUAUGGCGCGCGUUCACGAGAGCACUUCUUCUUUCCAACCAGGAUUAGGUGCUUCUAGACCAUCUUGUUUUUCACAUAUCAUUUCCCUCUGAUUUUAGGGGUAAGUUAUGGUUAGGGUUGGAGUUUGGUGUGGGUUUAGGUUUUAUUUAUAAAAAUGUUGUCCUUAGGUCAACAAAAUAUGUUGCCCUGAGGACAUCAACCACUUGGCAAAAUCAGGUCAAGCUGGGGUUUGCCCCUAUUGGACGCCGGCGCGCUGACUCACAACGCGGAAGCGCAACUCUGUUUACAUGCAGACGUACGCUGUAUAUGCCAUUGAGUUCGACACUGAUUAUGCAGUAGGUCUAGGUGUAGUGUACGAAAUGGUGCUAAAAGGUUCCUUUCCAGGAUGCUCGAACCGCGCGAAAAAAACGUAAAAGUGAAUUACCUAUGUCGAAACAUGAAAGGCUUACUUUUCACAUAUUCUCGUUACAUGAUCCUGAGCGCCUGAAACUAUGGCUGCUGGCUAUCCGGCAGGACGUGGAUUUACCGAUUCAAUACAUAAAGCAAACGAAGCAGCAAUUGCAAAGCAUGUGUCAAGGUUUCCAAAGUAGACUGUUACAAACUAUUUGUUGGUUUUACGAUGUUUCUUUUGGUGAUAUGCUAGCAGCACAUGCACUUUACGUGUUCUUAGUAAAUAGUAUAUGUGCUUAGAAGACAUGACUUUUUUUUUCCAAAGAGGAAUAUAAGGAAAAGAUGCACAAACACUAUUAUUAUUACAUGUGCGAUGUAAAAACACUAUUGGUAGGGUAGGAUAUAUAAUUGAUGUAUACAAAAGAGUUUUUGUUUUGUGUUUAUGUUGAUUUUAUUACAAACAGUUGAAGUAAUAACAAUAUGUAAAACAUUUUUGUUGAAAAUAUGUAUAAUAGUAAUUAUGUCAAUUACAUUUUUUACAACAAUUGGGUAUUAUUUAGCCUUCCUUUAUUUAAAAUUGUUCCAAAAGAAUCUUCAGCUUCUUUGAAACCCACAUUGGUUCCUGAUGAGGAUGGGUAUUUUUCUGUAUGGCAUGCACAACACAUGACGAUAGAACUACCUAGUUUUUGUCCUUUGAGUAUCCACUCCAGGACAACCCAGUACCACACCAGUCUGCACUGACUGUAAACAGAAAAUAGAUGCAUAGUGAAAUAGCUAUGUUGCACGUGUAAAAACUCAUUACUAUAUACUUUGCUACUUACUCGACAGAAAGUGUGCCUGCAACGUGUGAAAUGCAACGUCCAACACACUGCGGCUUAGCAGGGGCGAAAAGCCGGGAUCAUCUGUUAAGACAGCGUAAUUCAUCUGUCGUCUCAUCAUUUGAACCAUCCACACUUUCGAGCUGUGGCAUGGCUACUGUAUAUCCCAGUCGAUGCAGCACAAGCUCUCCCAUUUCCGUAGGCAUUGCUAGGCAUUUCACGAGUUCACCUGCGCAGAUAACAGCGGUGUUGCAGGGAUAAUAAUGAUAGAGCAUGGGUAUGAAGGUUAUGGGUAUUUAGCAUGCUGUCUAGAAAGCGGGCUCCGAGCUUGCCGGAUCUAUCCGAACUCGGAGCACUCUACCCUGGCCAGGGCAAGUGCGCCGAGCUCGGAACCGGCUCGAGCCCAGAGCACACCCCCUGGGGUCCUGCGGGAGAAUGAUCUUUGUGAGAGGAGCCGGGGUGGAGGAGAGAUGCUGAUCUGAAGAGAUGAAGUAGGUAAGAUGUUUUUUUCUAUUUAUACGAGAACUCACUUGAGCUGAUAGGGUAGAUGCGGUGAUUGCUGAUGGUAGACCAGCCGGGCUGAUUAUAUGCUCCGGUUCCUCCCGAACUUUGUUAAUUAUACAUAAUUUACCACAUUUCCACCACCAGAUAUCCAUAGCUCUUUUUCUUGUAGAAACUAGUGGCUGUGGUUGUGUCCAGUGUUGGGUAAGUUACUCUCAAAAAGUAAUUAAUUACUAGUUACUAAUUACAUAUUCAAUAGUGUAAUUAGAUUACUGUACAAAUUACUCUCUCCAAAAUGUAUUUAGUUACUUAUUACUAAUUACUUUCUAUAUCCUACAUCAACCUUGAUUAGUUAAGUGAUUCAAGGAUAGACAUGAAAGGGCUCUUUUAAUUCAUUUAAAUAAAUAAUAUUAAACUACAUAAAGUACUCUUAUUAACUGACCAAAGUAUUACAAAUGUGAGAAUAAUACAUUAAAGCACGGAUUUUAAAGUUAGACUUUGAAUUUUGAUGUCAAUUGCACUAUUGCACACACAUAUAUUACACAAAGUAUUUAGUUUAAUUACAUCAAAAGUAACUGUAAUUAAAUUACAGAAAAAAAUAAGAGUAAUCCCUUACUUUACUUUUUCAAGGGAAAAGUAAUUAAAUUACAGUAACUAAUGACUUAGUAACUAGUUACACCCAACACUGGUUGUGUCACAUCUUCUUCCCUAUCUCUUAGUUCGUCUUAUGUAUAUUCUGGUUCGAAUAAGUACGGUUGGGUAAAAAAGUGCAAGUCUUCCUCAAUAUUGAAAUCAUCAGACAUUUUGCGAAGAUCAGCUUAUAUACUGCGUCCAAUAGGGGCAAGCCCCAUGCGGCGUUCGGCGCACAAACCUAAUACGCAUGCGUCAAAGUGCUCUCAUCCAAGAAGAAGACAAAGAAGAAGUGUUCUCGUGAACGCGUGCCAUACACAAUAUAUUAAUAUAUCGAAUAAAGUCGGUAUUUUGGUUUGUUUUUCGCACAUAAAGCAUUCUCGUCGCUUAAAAAAAAUUCAAUUGAGCCACUAUGCGCGGAUGGACCAAUUUAACGAUGUCUUUAGUACUUUUCUGGACCUUGGCAAAAACUGACACCAUGAUGUCUAUGAGGAGGCCUGGAAAUCUCUCAGAUGUCACCUAAAUAUCUUUAUUUGUGCUCCGAAGACGCCGGAAGUUCUCUAAACAUGUUUGAUGUCAUGUGGGUGAGUAAAAAAAUCACACAAAGUAGAUUUUUGCGUGACCUUCCCUUUUCAGAUCAGGACUCAUAGAAGGCACUUCAGAAUAGUCCAAUGUUUUGUUCUUAUCCAUUCCGGCUGACAGUGCAUCGUCUGCAGCCAGACCCUUGUAGAACAACCCUGAUAUUAAAGGGGUGUCCAUUUUUGACCGUGAGAUUAGAAUUUCACAACUGGCGGACGACACAACUCUGUUUUUAAGAAAUACAAAUCAAGUGGAUUAGGCUCUUGAGAUUAUCAAUGUUUUUGGCUUCUGGUCUAAAACUAAAACAAAAAAUAGUUUUUUUGUUUAUUUGAUACCUUUGAAACUUCGGUGAAUAAUAUACCCAAAGAUGUUGUGAAAGAUCUAUGUAUCUAUAUCUCCAAAAAAGACUCUGUUAGACAAGAAAACAUAUAAAAAUAAAUUAAAAAAGCACAAACUAAGAUUCAGCAAUUGGCUUCAAACAGAUUUAUCUUUUAUAGGAAGAGUUCUCUUAAAUAAAAGCAGAAGGUUUUCCCGGUUUAUAUAUCCAUCUUUCUCAUUAUUUGUCCAUGAUAAUACUUGCAAACAAAUUAUACGUUUUUUUUAAAGAAACAUCAGUAUUUAAAAAAAACAAGUCUUUCCCGGUUGUCCAUAAAGAAUUUCUUACAAUGGUUAAAGCUAUACCAAAUGGUCUUGUUCAGCUAAUGAGAUGGCAUUUAUUAUUUGAAGAGAUUGUAAAAAGUGAACAGAAAUUUUUGGUUGAAGACAAUUGUUUGACCCAAAAUUUUGUAAUGAAAUGAUAAGAAUGUGUUCCAUUGAAGAAAACAAAUCGCCCCCAGGAGAUUUUUUUCCCCUUGUCAAGUGAUUUUUGAUGUGACCCGACAAAAUUCCUUAUUUCCAAAUUUGUCUUAGACUUUAAUUUAACAAUGUGUGAUGAACAAGUGCCCUCCAUAUUGACACCGUUGGUAAAUAUGAGCAAAGGCGGCUGUAAAAAUAAAUCUGCAUUGUUUCUCGUUACAGGGCACUGUACUAUGUUAUUUCUCCCAUUGUAAUCAUAAUUUGGUAUAUUUAGGGAAUGUUUUUGUUUUAUUGGCCAAACAUUUUAUUUAUAAAUGCAAAUGUUCUUUAAUAAUUCCCAAAGUAAAUAUUUUAUAUGACUUUAAAUACUCUAUAAAGACAUUUGACAGUAAAAAAUGUCAAGAUUGUAAAACUGUACCAUGACCUAAUGAAUGUGACAAAAUUUUGAUUGUGCCUCUGUAAUUUUUUCUUCUUUCCUUUAU
This is a messenger RNA of Triplophysa rosa, 6557 nucleotides long. Its product is annotated as F-box only protein 44-like. Gene Ontology annotation, molecular function: ubiquitin protein ligase activity; protein binding. The transcript has 6 exons. The record is from RefSeq and is a predicted model, not a curated record. NCBI's taxonomy places the organism in Eukaryota, Metazoa, Chordata, Actinopteri, Cypriniformes, Nemacheilidae. Gene Ontology annotation, biological process: glycoprotein catabolic process; SCF-dependent proteasomal ubiquitin-dependent protein catabolic process. Gene Ontology annotation, cellular component: SCF ubiquitin ligase complex; cytoplasm. The coding region runs from base 100 to 942 and encodes 280 amino acids.